AUGACUCUUCCAACGUUUGAUCUUCCCACUGAUGCCGAAGUAAUUUCACCUACUUCGUGUAUCCUGACAGCAGACAUAAGCACUGACAAUCGCUUUGAGAUAUUCAAUACAUACACAAAACCUCGGAAGCCAACUCUACAAUUGAGGAAACUGGUAAUCUCCUAUGGCCGGAUAAACCGUGGGAAAAGCACAAACUAUCCGAGCAUUUCCUUCCUGGAUUCGCGUUUUGGAAGAAUUCUACAUGCAGGCUCAAGAAUGAAUUAUAUUCACUCCUUGAUGAACAUUUCCACCAACAUCUAUGAAUGGCGCUUGAUAGUGACCUUACACUCCCAACACAUCGUUAACCAGAUCUACCAAAUAAAAGAUCUUUUUAGGAGAACUGGCUUAACGAUCCUCAGAUAUUACAUCAAUACGGCUCCACCAACACCCUUGAUAGCCUUUUUUGACCCUGUUGCAUGUGCAACCAUCCCAUCAUUACAAGAUUCUCCACUGGUGGCUUUGGGCCAAAACAUAAACCCACCAUCUGCAGAUGUGUUACAACGGUAUCCUGACACGCAUGAGGACCCUAAGUCUCUAUCUUUGUGCAUGAAGGAACUGGAACCUGAAGAAGAACAACUCACUGAGCUUUAUUCUCUUCUUCCUGAUACUGAGAGGUCACUACUCAUCGAUAAGUUUCACCAACUGAUCCGACACUGUAAAAAAACAGCAGCAGAGAAAGACUUUCUGAAGAAGACGCCUAACCAAACUAUUCCUGAGAAGAAAUCUCUGGGAACUUAUGCACCGGGACUGAUAAGUCCUUCUAUGGACACCAACAUAAAGCCAAGUUCUAAACUUUCUUGUAAACUGAUUUUGCCAGAAGUACGCCUAAGCUUAAAAGAAUUAGUGACAGAGGAACCUAUGGAGAAGCUGUACCAGGUGGGCCCGCUGCUAGGCAGUGGCGGCUUCGGCUCGGUCUACUCGGGCACCCGGCUGGCAGAUGGAGCUCUGGUGGCCAUCAAGCAUGUGUCCCGGGACCGGGUUUCCGAAUGGGGAGAACUGCCUAGUGGGACUAGGGUACCCAUGGAGAUCUUGCUCCUGAAGAAGGUUGGCUUUGGCUUUCGGGGAGUAAUCCGUCUUCUGGACUGGUUUGAGAGGCCGGACAGUUUUAUUUUGGUUUUGGAACGGCCUGAUCCUGUGCAAGAUCUCUUUGACUUCAUCACAGAGAGAGGGGCUCUGCCUGAGGAUUUGGCUCGCAGCUUUUUCCGUCAGGUUUUGGAAGCAGUUCGACACUGCUACAGCUGUGGUGUUCUACACCGGGAUAUUAAGGACGAGAAUAUCUUGAUUGACCUGAGCAGUGGAGAGCUCAAACUUAUAGACUUUGGAUCUGGAGCACUGCUCAAGGACAUAGUGUACACUGACUUUGAUGGUACUCGUGUAUAUAGUCCUCCAGAAUGGAUUCGCUAUCACAAGUAUCAUGGCAGAUCUGCUGCUGUCUGGUCACUUGGAGUAUUGCUGUAUGACAUGGUCUGUGGUGAUAUCCCCUUUGAACAUGAUGAGGAGAUCGUAAGGGGCCAAGUUUAUUUUCGGCAAAGGAUUUCUCCAGAGUGCCAACAUCUCAUUAAGUGGUAUUUGGCUUUGAGGCCUUCUGACAGGCCAUCCCUUGAAGACCUUCUGAACCAUUCUUGGAUGCAAGAUGUUCUCAUGCCUCAGGAAACAGCCGAGAUCUACUUACACAGUCUAAUUCAAGAGUCUAGCAAAUAG
Molecule: messenger RNA, 1740 nt
Organism: Rhineura floridana
Lineage: Eukaryota; Metazoa; Chordata; Lepidosauria; Squamata; Rhineuridae
Product: NUAK family SNF1-like kinase 2
Exons: 3
Coding region: 1-1740 (579 amino acids)
Biological process (GO): protein autophosphorylation
Cellular component (GO): cytoplasm
Molecular function (GO): ATP binding; protein serine/threonine kinase activity
Source: RefSeq, a predicted model, not a curated record